This is a messenger RNA of Trachymyrmex cornetzi, 1678 nucleotides long. RefSeq names its product bHLH protein deadpan (gene dpn). The transcript has 3 exons. Gene Ontology annotation, molecular function: protein dimerization activity; DNA binding. Bases 243 to 1613 code for a protein of 456 amino acids. Lineage: Eukaryota; Metazoa; Arthropoda; Insecta; Hymenoptera; Formicidae. The record is from RefSeq and is a predicted model, not a curated record. Gene Ontology annotation, biological process: regulation of DNA-templated transcription.
UUUGGUGCAAAUAUUUUUCAUAUUUGCAUGUUUGAAAGCACUUGGUUGUUGAAAAGAGUUUCAGUGUUCUUUCAGUGCAAACGUUCAACUUUGACUGAUAUUGUGAGUGUAUGCAAGUAAUCAAUUGGGAUAAUUCUCAAGAAUUAAUUUAGUAAUUAAUUGCAAUAAGUGCAUUUACGCGCCCGCACAGAAGAUAUGGUGAUCAAGAUCUCUGCUUAAUAGUGGAUUACCAUAACUACAAAAUGUUAGGCAGCGAGGAAGAACUUGAGCCUCAAACGCAUUCGGGAAUGACGAAAGCAGAAUUGAGGAGGAGCAACAAACCGAUUAUGGAAAAACGACGACGUGCUCGAAUUAAUCAAUAUCUCGAUGAGCUGAAGAAUUUCAUACUCGUUAGUGAAAAAGACCCAACUAGGCACUCGAAGCUCGAGAAGGCCGAUAUCCUCGAAAUGACGGUGAAGCAUAUACAAACGAUGCAGCGGCAGCAAUUGAGUACGGCCGUCGCCAACGAUCCGGUGGUACUAACGAAAUUCCGUUCCGGAUUUUCCGAAUGUGCUACCGAAGUAUCGCGAUACAUCAACCGCCUCGAGAACGUCGACCCUGCCAUCAAGCAACGAUUGGUAUCACACUUGAACAAUUGCGUGAGCCAUCUCCAGCAAAUGGCGCCAUUCUACAGCCAGUACGUGCCCUACAUGCCGGAACGCCUCUACCCGGAGGUAAAGGUUGGUUUCCAGAGCGAUUUCCAGAAUGGGGAUGAGAAUAACAACGGUAGCGCGAGAAUACAGAUACCGAACGGAGUCCAAUUGAUUCCGAGUCGACUGCCAACGGGCGAAUUGGCAUUCUUGGUGCCGCAAUCCGCCGGGAUCUCCGCGAAUUUUCCCUUUUUUCCACCAGCUACGGACGCAUCUACGAGGAUCGGUCAAUCGUCGGCUUUUACCGCCGUUCAUCGGCCGCACACCCCGCUACUAAGCCCUUCGACUUCCACGUCGAGUUACGGCGAUGAGAGUCAUCAUUCGGAACAUCCACGGGCGACGACGCCUAAUCAUCAUCAGCCGCAACAUCGAUUCAAAUUACUACCCGAACAGAGUCCUGCGUCCUCAAAGAGCUUCUCAUCCUCGCCAGAAACUCAGAAACCGCAAAUUAGCUCGACUAGUGACCGAAAAUCACCCACAUUCUUGGAAUCUAAGGCCGUGGAUGACAAUGUUGCAAAUAAAAAAGACGUCGCGGAAGGUUUGGACAAUGCCACUCAUACGAAUGGUACCGUGACGCACGAUUUGCGACAGCCGCUUUCCGUAAUUACAGACAAGACUUACAAUCGAGCCUCAAGUGGCUUGCUGCUCAAGAGAGACGGUCUCAAAAGACGUCAUUCCGACGGGCUUUUGGCGAUCUCAGAUAAGAGACCAAGAUAUCAAGAACCCACUAGUUCGACCUCCUCGAUGAAUAAUACCGAUGUGCUUAAGAGCACAAAUGAGCAAUCUCCCGCAAUUCCUACCCAAGAUUUGCCCGGAAGUCAGAAUUGUCAGACACCGCGAAAUUGCAAUUCAAAUUCCGAUAAGUUCCCAGCAAGCCCAGCAGGUUCUUUUGCUGCUAAUGGAGAUAUGUGGAGACCCUGGUGAUCGUUAUUGCUAAAAAUGAAAGAUUAAAAAUAUUACGAAAUUGAACAAUUAUUUUGGAAUUAUGU